GCGCCUCCCUCCCUCCCUCUCCGAGGAGAAAAGUCGUGUGCAGUGGUGGUGUGUCUGUGAGGUUCCGAACUAGCCGGUGAAUACGGUGGAAAAAUGGCGGAUACGUCGACACUUUUCACUUCUAUAGGGCUCAGUGAGCAGAAAGCGAAAGAAACCCUGAAAAAUGAAGCGCUGAGUUUUGCCCUGAAGGACGCAAUUAUUCAGGCCCAGAGUGUCCGUGGGGCAUCAGGAGUGGACAAAGCCAUGGGUACAUUGCUGUACAGUAUGGCAUCUCGCCUUAAAGACAGCAAACGCCUGGCAUUCCUUUCAGACAGUAUUGCUCAGUGCAAAAUCUGCACAGAGCUACAGCUGGCAGCUGCACUGGAUUUUGUGAAGAACCAUCCUCAGGACCCCAUCAACCAGAAGGAGUUUGACGAAGCCUGUGGAGUGGGCGUGGUCAUAACACCGGAGCAGAUUGAAGAUGCAGUGGAGAAGGUGAUCAAGAAGCACAAGGAACUGCUGUUAAAGGAGAGAUACCACUUCAACAUGGGACUGCUAAUGGGAGAGGCGCGCUCUGCCCUAAAAUGGGCAGAUGGAAAGGUCAUUAAAAAUGAGGUGGACAUGCAGGUCCUACACCUCUUAGGAUCCAAGACAGAGGCUGACCUGGAGAAGAAACCUAAGCCCCAGAAAGCUAAAGUCGCAGAGAAUGAGGGAAAGGCGAAGAAAGAGGAGGUGGCAGUGAAUGGUUGUUCAGGUGAGGUGCUGACUGGGGAGGGAAAGUCGCUAAUGGAGCAGCUCAGAGGAGAGGCACUGAAGUUCCAUAAACCAGGAGAGAACUAUAAAACUGAGGGCUAUGUGAUCACACCGCACACAAUGAGUUUGCUUAAAAAGCACCUGGAGAUCACUGGUGGACAGAUACGCACUCGUUUUCCUCCUGAGCCCAAUGGAAUCCUUCACAUUGGACAUGCCAAAGCUAUCAACUUCAAUUUUGGUUAUGCUAAGGCAAACGACGGAAUUUGUUUCUUGAGGUAUGAUGACACAAAUCCGGAGAAAGAGGAGGAAAAAUACUUCACUGCUAUCAAGGACAUGGUGGAGUGGCUUGGCUACAAACCUUAUGCUGUCACGCAUGCAUCAGACAACUUUCAGCAACUCUACGACCUUGCUGUGGAACUUAUUCGCAGGGGUCAUGCGUAUGUGUGCCACCAGAAAGGGGAGGAACUGAAGGGCCAUAAUCCUCCUCCAUCACCCUGGAAAGAUCGACCCAUUGAGGAGUCCCUGGUGUUGUUUGAGAGAAUGAAGAAGGGCCUGUUUGCUGAGGGAGAGGCAACGCUCAGGAUGAAGAUGGUCAUGGAGGAUGGGAAGAUGGACCCUGUGGCGUACCGCAUCAAAUACACGCCGCAUCAUCGGACAGGAGAUGAAUGGUGCAUCUACCCCACUUAUGACUACACCCACUGUCUGUGUGACUCGAUUGAACAUAUCACACACUCACUCUGUACAAAAGAGUUCCAGGCCAGGCGUUCAUCAUAUUUCUGGCUGUGUAAUGCUCUCGAUGUGUACUGUCCUGUUCAGUGGGAAUAUGGGCGCUUGAACCUCACCUACACUGUUGUGUCCAAGAGGAAAAUCAUCAAACUGGUAGAGGCCGGCGUUGUCAGAGACUGGGACGAUCCUCGACUCUUCACUUUGACUGCACUGAGGAGAAGAGGUUUCCCACCAGAGGCAAUCAACAACUUUUGUGCACGGGUCGGAGUCACAGUUUCCCAGACAACAACAGAGCCCCACCUUCUUGAGGCGUGUGUGAGGGAUGUGCUGAACGACACAGCACCCAGAGCCAUGGCUGUGCUGGAACCACUCAAAGUCACUAUAACGAACCUUCCUGCGAACUCAAAGUCGGAUGUACGAGUACCAGACUUUCCUGCCAACGAGGCCAAGGGCAGCCACAUGGUUCCAUUUACACGCACAAUCUUCAUUGAACAGAGUGACUUCAGAGAGGUGAUGGAGAAGGGCUACAAGCGUCUGACCCCAGAACAGCCUGUAGGUCUAAGGCAUGCUGGGUAUGUCAUCUCUGUCCAGAAGGUCAUCAAGGAUGCUCAGGGCAAAGUGGUAGAACUGGAGGUGAGCUGUUGCAGUUCUGAGACUGCAGAGAAACCAAAGGCCUUCAUCCACUGGGUCAGCCAGCCAUUGGUGUGUGAAGUGCGACUUUAUGAAAGACUAUUCCUGCACAAACAUCCAGAGGAUCCAUCUGAAGUGCCCAAUGGCUUCCUGAGUGACGUCAAUGCUAAUUCCCUGCAGACAAUCAGCAGUGCCUUAGUGGAUACCUCAGUCAAGGGAGCAAAAGUUUUAGACAAAUUUCAGUUUGAGAGAGUUGGCUACUUCUCCCUGGACCCUGACAGCACCGCAGACAAGCUCGUCUUCAACAGAACAGUCACCCUCAAAGAAGACCCUGGAAAGAUCUGAUUGACUGAGAUCAAGCCGCACUUCCUGCUUCCCUCGAGCCCACGGAUGUUCAAAUUGUUUGCAUCACUUAAUGUGUAACAUCAGCAAGGGCACAGACUGCUUAGCCUGAGAUUGUCUCAAAUCAGAUACGGUAAUAAUUACAUGUCCAUAUUUCUAUACUGCAAUUCUCUUGCAUGGAUCUGUCUCACUGAAAUUGGAAAAUAUUAUUUUGUUUCUUGAUUGUCGGCUGUGAAUUCUUAAGAAAAUUGUGGCCAGCAAAAUUACUGCAGUAUCACUUUGCUCAAUCUCAAGCUUGGUUAGUCAGCGUCAGAGUCCUCUUGAUUCUUUUAUCUGCUGCAAUAAUAUUCACUUACAUUGUUUCCUCUUUGGUGAAUGUAUGCAACGUUGACGACUGUUCAACAAAGAAAUUUAAUAUUGGCUCUAAGCUGGUGUUACACAGAGUAUUUGCUCUCAAAUGCCAUAGAUGACUUUCUUAUAAAGGUGGUGAGUCACUGCCAAACCAUCAUGUUUUUUUUUUAAGACUCAGAGAGGUGCACAUGUGUCCUUUUGACAGGAGACACAAAUAAAUAAUACUCCAAAAAACAACAA
Molecule: messenger RNA, 3021 nt
Organism: Siniperca chuatsi (mandarin fish)
Lineage: Eukaryota; Metazoa; Chordata; Actinopteri; Centrarchiformes; Sinipercidae
Gene: qars1
Product: glutaminyl-tRNA synthetase 1
Exons: 23
Coding region: 94-2433 (779 amino acids)
Biological process (GO): glutaminyl-tRNA aminoacylation; translation
Cellular component (GO): cytosol; cytoplasm; aminoacyl-tRNA synthetase multienzyme complex
Molecular function (GO): ATP binding; glutamine-tRNA ligase activity
Source: RefSeq, a predicted model, not a curated record